Molecule: messenger RNA, 870 nt
Organism: Menidia menidia (Atlantic silverside)
Lineage: Eukaryota; Metazoa; Chordata; Actinopteri; Atheriniformes; Atherinopsidae
Source: the annotation of a GenBank genome assembly
AUGGAGGAGGCCGAGCUCUGCUUUCCUCAGCUCAACACCUCCUGCAGGAGGCUGCAGCGUCCUCAGUCUGAGGUCAUAGUGACUGUAGUUGCUCUGUCCUCCAUCUCUCUGCUCACUGCGAUUCUCAACCUGCUGGUCAUCAUAUCCAUCUCACACUUCAGGCAGCUCCACACCCACAACAACCUCCUCCUCCUCUCUCUGGCCGUCUCGGACUUCCUUGUCGGCCUUUUGUUCUCUUUUCAGAUCGUUCUCAUAGACGGCUGCUGGUUCCUGGGUGACAAAGCAGAAGCAGUCGGAGUCAAACAGGAAAACAGGAAAAGGCUGCGCUGUUACCUGAAGUGUGAGAUGGAGAUGAUGACCAGCAGGUUGAGAAUCGCAGUUAUCCUUCAGAACCAGACCCUGAAACACCACAGAGCAGAUCCAACACACACAGACACAGAUUUUCACUCUUUUCUGUGUAACUUUGGUGGAGUAAUGCAGAGGGUGGCAAAUGGCCACAUAACGGUCAAUAGAAAUGAUUACCAUGGUUCCUAUGGAGGCCGAGGUGACGAUGAACAUGCAGCUGUCCAUGAGCAUCAUCUGAAAGAUCAAAAUAAGGCUGACAAGAAAGUCCGCGACAGCCAGAGAGAGGAGGUUGGUGGGGGUUUGGAGCUGCCUGUGGAGGGAGAAUGGAUAAAUGUUGAGAAUCGCAGUGACCAGAGAGAUGGAGGACAGAGUAACUACAGUCACUAUGACCUCAGACUGAGGACGCUGCAGCGUCCUGCAGGAGGUGUUGACCUGAGGAAAGCAGAGCUCGGCCUCCUCCAUCGUCACAGGAAGAAGGAGCUCCUGGACUCAAACCGACUGAGUCUGCUCUAUCCCCGUCCUUGA